This is a messenger RNA of Punica granatum (pomegranate), 1549 nucleotides long. Lineage: Eukaryota; Viridiplantae; Streptophyta; Magnoliopsida; Myrtales; Lythraceae. The record is from RefSeq and is a predicted model, not a curated record.
CAACUACCAUUCCCUGUCAAGCCCAGACACCAACCAGUCAAGCGCCAUGGAGCUUUCCUAGACCUUCUUCAGGUUAUAUGAAACAGCAGGUUGCUGAACGUAAACAGAGGACUUUAUGAACAAUCUGAUGGUUCCAUCACCUACCAUUCAAUCCUAAGGCAUCUGCCGACUCCUUGUUCCCGCCAUCGUCAUCGUAUCCGUCACUUAGGAUGCGCUUUCGACUGAAUUCCGUAGGGGGUGUCUGAUUGGUUUCAUCUUUUUUAUGUGUAUUGUCGUUCGAUGAUUGACCCGAUAUCGCUUUCUGCUUUCCACAAUCUCAAAUGGAAGCUUGAGUUGGCUAGAAAGACCUGUAAAUGAUAUUAUCUGGAAAUUCUUCAGGGGGACAGAAAGUGACGGAGACCAGCUGUUAGAUUAGAUCUCAUCUGUAUUAAAGUAUUAUUGCCAGAGAGAAAAAGAAUAGAUUCUCUCCACCUUUCUCUCUUUUUCUCUCUGUUAGGCUUGCUCGGUCUGUUUUUCCGGGGAAGUUAGCUGACGGGUCGAAGCCGGUGAGCUUGUUCGUCUUAGUACUGAUGGAGGAAGCUUCGAAUGGGAAGGUCAAGGAGGCCCUUCAAAAGGUUGAGGGUGUUGUGAAGGAAGAUGCUGAGUAUGUAGUUGAUUCGGUGAAGGAGCUGGUGAAGGAGUUGAUGGAUGGAGAAUCUGAGGCAGUGGCAAAGGAAAGUGAAGAUCGGAAGGACGCAAGCUGGAGCAGCAGCUCCGAUGAAGAAAAGGAAGAGGACCCGAGAGAGGAUAACACUGAGAAUGCUGGCCCUGUUGCAGCUGUAGAGGAGACGGUCGAGGAGGUCUCCGAGACAGUUGUCGACUCGACCAUUGCAGAAUCGGAACCGAGCGGUUCUCAGGAACAGAAGGAAGUUCCUGAAGUGGAGUAUAAGGAAGAGGAAGUGGCAAUUGUGGCUUCGUCCGAAGGGAAGAACGUGGUCGAGGUCACUGAAGCUGUGACGGAGCAAAUCAGUGAGACGACAUUACUGCCACCGGUGGAAACCAAAGCGGAACCGGCUCCAACUAGUUCGGUUUUGCCAAUUCAGGAUGAGAGCAGAGGCGAUUUAGCACCUAAGGAAAGUGAAGAUCCGCCUCCGCAACCACCUGCUGCAGAGACUCCAGUGACCACGCCCAUCAUUCCAGUAAGUCACCGGGUCCUACACCCAACUUCGUGGAGGAGUUGCUGCGGGCUAUUCGACGCCUUGAGGCGCUCCAACAGAUAAAUCUGAGAUGCCAACUCCUUUGGAUUCUUUCAUGGUUUCAGGAAAAAGAAAAGGGCGCCAUGGAAAUUCAGACUUUGCUUUCCAGUAAACGAGGGCUUUUCAGUUUCAUUCCAAAAUCAGAGUAUUAUUGCGUGUAAUUGCCUUUCACCGUUUUGUGUUGGACUUUCAUAGCCAUUAUUGUUAUGAGCGUGAAAGAGUGGUGUUCAAAGACAAUCCGAUUCAUUUUGUUUUUCCCCCACUGGUAGAAUCAUAAUCUAUGCCUUUUUCGCGUUCGGUCGUUGAAGAACCAA